ACGCAGUACUGUUGUACAGUAUACAGAGCAAGUUCAGCAUGAUGUUUGUUUUAUCAGAGUUUGCACACCCGGAAAUAAUGUUCUGCAAGUAAACGUACACAAACGUCUUAUGCUUAUCAACAGUGCUCAGCUGAAGAACUGGUCUAGGCAUGGUUCAGGGAUUCCAGUAGGCCUGCUAAACUUGAACCACCAGUUUUGGUUGUACACUCAGCAGUUGGGAAAAGUUUACACAACGAUCGAAGUUGUUGGCCUGGUUGUUGUACUGCUCUUUUACCUCCAUGGUUGUAUCAACCACAAGUACAAUACACCGAUUAUAAUCUGCCCACUCGAAGGUCGAGUGUCGAGAUAUUAAUGUUUCACUGUACACUGAUUAUUACUCCCAAUCAAUGACUGCAAUAAAGCCACAAGAGAGUGAACUCUAACCCUGUGAUACGAGGAGCUCUCUGAGCCUGGGACUAAUGGGAGGAACAUGGCUGAGACAGAGCAACAAGGUGCCCGGUUAGAUCCAAGAAUAAAGGGUGAGCUAGAUAAAUUGAACAGCACCUCGGAAGAGAUUAACAGUCUGGAGAAGGAACUGGAUGAUGCCAGACAACAGUUUCGGGUAACUUUGACGGAGUCGUCUUACAAGUUGAACGAAGCCGCCAAGCGAUGUGGCAAGGCCGUAAAAAAAGCCAAGUCGUAUCAUGAAGCUCGAAUAAAGGCACAUAAGGCACAAGAGAAGGUGCAAGAGGCAGCACACACGUACCAAAGAGCCGUCGGGAUGUUCCAAGCAGCCAAAGAGACGAUCACGAUCGCUGAGGAGACAUCAAUGCAGGGAAGGAAGAAACGAGAUUUCGACUCGGCCCUGCAGGAGAUGCUGAACCAUGCCACACUCAAGCUCAACUCAGCCGAGCAUGAGAAGCUUCGAGGACAGAAGGAGCAUGCGCAGUUGUCGCAGGCAUACGAACGGUCACAGGUCAAAGUUGAGCAGCUGGGGAAGAAACUUCGCAAGAGCAUCGGAAAGUCGGCAGCAUACUACGAUCUGAGAGACGCUUUCUACUCCCGCCUAGAAAACCUAAAAGACUCGGUGGAUAAACUUCAGAAGAUGCUAGCCAAGAGCAAGAAGCGGUACCGGGAGGCACUACGGAACCUCGAGAUGAUCUCGGAAGACAUUCACCACAGCAGACGGCAACAGUCGGAUGCUGCUCCAACCCUACAGGAGAGAAGUUCAGGGGUUGGGGCUGAAAGUGAUCAGAUCGGACCCAAAAGAGGGAGCGAUCAGGACGAAGAAGAAGAGGGGAACUUGGAAAAAGUGGCCGACCUCGACACCAACGAAAACUCGAUUCGUACACACCCCUUCUCUAAUCCAUCACAAGGAGGAAACUCAUUUCGUUCAGCAUCUUUCUCUAACUCGAAUCGUACAUCAUCCUUCUCUGAUCCAGGAGGAAACUCGAUUCGCUCAUCCUCAUUCUCAUAUUCGUUUCGUACAUCAUCCUUCUCUAGCCCCAUAGCAUCAGGAGGAAUCGAUGAAGCUGAAGAUCCGACCUCUUCGUACUCGACGUCCCCCGAGGAUGACGUGCCCCAGUCCCCCUUACUGACCGAGCACGGUCUGCCAACCCUACGCCGAGAAGAUAGCAUGAACGACCCAGACUUCUACAGCUCAGAGAAAGCCAUUGCCAAACUGCCCGGCUUACUUCCAGAGGACCAAGAACUGAUCGAGGCAACUUGCAGAGGAUACAAAUCUUUCGAUGCUGAACUGACCGAAGAGGAGGUGACAGUGCUAGGGAAAGGCGCAUCAGGACCCCCGGUAAUCGUGGUCGAAUCCCCGGAGGGAGUCAUAGGCGAGCCGGUGGAAGACGAAAUUGAAGAAGUUGAAGUUUACGAACCGGAAGAAAUCGAAAUGUCCGAGUUGCAAAAUGUUGAAAGCGGUUCAAACGAGGGUGGUGACUUUUCCGUGGCGGAAAGCAGUGUUGAAGUCAUAACCAUUGAGCAGGAGACACGACUUAAUGGUGUCAUUGAUGACAUAUCACCCGAGCAAAGCGAGGGCGAAAUAUCCGAUGAGGAAAAUGCUGGUCAAGAUACACCUACAGAAAAACACUCUGCUGUAAACUCAGAGCCGGUCUCUCUCGACGAAUCUCACAUCAGUGUUGUCAACAACCAAGAAGAUCAGGACGACCAUAGACAGAGAGCACCAUCAGUAGGAGUUAAGAAACAAAUCCAAGAAGAUUUUGAUUUUUCAGAUCCCCUACCGACAAGUCCAAUUCAGCAAAUUCAAGCAGCUGAACUAGAAAGGCCUGGUUCCCCUGCUCUUUUCCGCUACCGCGCAGACAAACACACAGAAGACGUCCACGAACCAGACGACACAAUGGCGAUUAACACAUCACUACCCAUCAUUCCAGUCGAUGACGUAGUUAUAACAUCAGCCAAUGAGAAUCAGAAUUGUGAUGAAGCCGAAUGUUGAAGCAGCCGGUAGUGAAUAAAAAAUCAACACAGAUUUUCAAACUUGUGAUUUAUAUUCUGAUGACAAACUUAUCUACUCUGCGGUAAUAGAGUUUAGCAAGACAAAGAAUAUACUCUACCCAGAAAGUAGAUAAUAAUUAUACACAUGGUGUUACCGUAAAUACAUUGAUACCUCACCAUGCAUUGCCUCCAAUCCCAUUGACAAACUUAUCAUUAUAAUAUUGCUGUUUUGUAGCUCAGCUGAUACACAAACCUUUCUAACAUGUCAUGUUCGGAAGUAAGAGUAUUAAUGAAUAGCCUAGACCAGCGUGGGUCGAGGUGGUAUGGGCCUGAUAUUAAGUUUGACAGUUCACCCACAAUAUCCUGCUGGAAUUGCUCUUGUCUGCCCAAAAAUUAACAAUAAUAAGCAAAAUUACCUUAUGAUGAUUAUGUGUUGAUGUAUUUAUUAUAAUUAAUUAAUCAACCGAACAUUUAUACUAUAACAAUGUUUUUAAUACCAAUUACUUAAUAUCAUGUGGUACCAUACAUGUCAUUACAUAAAUUAAUUAAUAUCACAUUAUUUUGACACAUUUGGACGAAACCUAAAACUGAAUUGACACUAUUCUUACUAGUAGUACAUAGUCAUCAAGUGAUGUCAUCAUGACGUUUUGGUCAAAUGAUAACCAUAGAGGUGGGGUUAUCAUGGAGAUAGAACAAUUGAUAUCAAAGGUAUUAAUUUUGAUAGUUAUGAAUUUAGAGUCAAUGAUUGUAAACAAUUUUAAAACAAUUUGAACUCGCCCGUGAAAAGCUCAACAGCAUGCACUUCGUCAGUACAAACUGCACGAAAUAUAAAUACAGUUUCGUCUACAAUGGCAAACUAUUAAGGGAAUGUACAACAUUCAUGUCCCCUGAUAAAAGACUCAACAAUUUACGUGGGAAAUGUCAUCAAAAUGUGCAUGCAACACUUACAAAAACGUCAUUUCUUCAUUUAAAAAGAACAACUAACAUUGCAAGGACUACGAAUUAUCAGGAUGGCAUGGUCUGUAUACAUCAAGCAUUAUUACAAAUAGGAGAACGUCGGAUUUGAAAUAAUGAUAAUUUGCAGAGUUUAAUACUUCAUCAAAUGCCAUUGCCGAAACAGUUAAAGUCACCUGGAAAUAUAAUUUUUUUUCUUUCACACAUAAGAGUAUAUGCUUACGAACAAUAAAACAAUG
This is a messenger RNA of Asterias rubens (European starfish), 3632 nucleotides long. RefSeq names its product SH3 domain-binding protein 5-like. Gene Ontology annotation, biological process: negative regulation of protein tyrosine kinase activity; intracellular signal transduction. The transcript has 7 exons. Gene Ontology annotation, cellular component: cytoplasm. NCBI's taxonomy places the organism in Eukaryota, Metazoa, Echinodermata, Asteroidea, Forcipulatida, Asteriidae. Bases 470 to 2440 code for a protein of 656 amino acids. The record is from RefSeq and is a predicted model, not a curated record. Gene Ontology annotation, molecular function: protein kinase inhibitor activity.